This is a messenger RNA of Fraxinus pennsylvanica, 2838 nucleotides long. The record is from the annotation of a GenBank genome assembly. NCBI's taxonomy places the organism in Eukaryota, Viridiplantae, Streptophyta, Magnoliopsida, Lamiales, Oleaceae.
AUGAUUUCCGACAUGGGUUUUGAGCCACUUGAUAAAUCUUCUGAAAUUCAAUCAAAGGAGAUAGGGGAGGUACUAUCUUCAGAUGUUAGGGCUGCCGAGAUUGAUCCUAAUUGUAAUGCUGCUAGCUUUUUGUCUCCUUUGGACACCAAGGACCGUGCUAGCAAAUAUAUGUCGGGAUUUGAUGACGAUUGGCUCGUAAAUUCAAGAAUUCAAGAACAAACUGCUGAUAUCAGACUCGAUAAGCUUAAACCUGGAAGUGUCUUACCCAAUGUGCAAUGCGGUUCUAGCCCGGAAGCCACUUCACAUGGGAAUGAACAAGGAAAUUGUGACUUUCUAAAGUCUUCAUGCAAUGAUGAGACAAUUAGUAUGGUGUCAGAUGCUGACGAAAGCACGAUCGAAAGAUCUCCUUCUGCUAUUGCAGAUGAUGAUGCUUCUUCUGAUGGACCAUCGUCUGCUAACUGCUUCAGUGGCUGUAAUAUGGAUGAUGGAAGAAUGGAAAUUGUUCUGUAUGCUGAUUACAUCAAUUAUCGUGGUGUACAUUAUGUGGACUCCAUGGUGACAUUUUCCAGAAGUUCUGUUAUAGUUAAAAGCAAAACUGUCAAUGGGAACCCAGGGACUUUUCAUAUUCAGGUGGAAGUUGAGGAUAUCAUUAAAAUAGAGUCUCAAUGGUCUGAUCGUUACGAGUUUGGCUCCAUAAGUGUCCACUUCAUCUCAAACAAUGCAGUAGGAGACGAGAUUGAUAACAAUACUUCAGUACCUGGAAUUCAGGAGUUGAAUUUUCCAGCAGUUGACUCUAACUGGUAUGAAAAACAGGAAGCAAUUGGAUCUUUGAAUGUGAGAUAUAAGGAACUAUGGAAAGUCCUGCUCAAUGUUGAAAUAGAAGAUUGUACAGAAGCCACACGUGAAGAGAAAGCUUUACUGCUGUCAAGAAGCUAUUUCCCCAAUUUUCAUGGGUCCUUUCAAGAAGUUAUUUAUCCCAAAGGGGAUCCUGAUGCGGUUUCCAUGAGUUUAAGGGACAUAGAUCUACUAAGGCCAGAUACAUUUCUCAAUGAUACAAUCAUAGACUUCUACAUCAAAUAUUUGAAAAAUAAACAAAACCCCGAUGAGAGGCUUAGGUUUCACUUUUUCAACAGCUUCUUCUUUCGAAAGCUGGCCGACAUGGACAAAGACCCAUCUAGUGCCUUUGAUGGCAAGGCCGCUUUCCAGCGUGUUCAGAAAUGGACUAGAAAAGUAAACUUACUAGACAAGGACUUCAUAGUCAUUCCUGUAAACUACAAUUAUCACUGGAGUCUUAUAGUAAUAUGCUAUUUUGGCAAAGUGGCCGACUACGAAGAUCUUGAUGCAAACAAAUUAGCCAGAGUACCUUGCAUAUUGCAUAUGGAUUCAAUAAAAGGAAGUCAUGCAGGCCUCAAAGAUCUUAUGCAAAGUUAUCUAUGGGAGGAGUGGAAAGAAAGGCGGAAGGAAACACAUGAGGAUUUGUACUCGAAAUUUAGAAACUUAAAAUUCAUUUCACUUGAGCUACCUCAGCAGCAAAACUCAUAUGAUUGUGGCCUCUUCUUGCUUCACUAUGUAGAGCUUUUUCUCGAGGAAGUUCCCGUUGACUUUAGCAUACAUAAGAUAACAUCAUUGAGCAACUUUCUUACUGCAGAUUGGUUUCCACCUGGUGAAGCUUCCAUCAAGAGAGCACAUAUUGAGAGAUUAAUUUAUGACCUAUGUGAGAAUCAUACUGGAGAAUGUUCACUAUCUGUUGGCAUUGACAUGCAUUGUUAUCCUAAUGGUACCAAGACUACUAAUGAAUAUGGAAAUGCCACGCAUAUUGUUUCAGAAAAAUCCUGUCCUUCGAAGGAUUGUCAGGAGAGUUCACUAGUUGGGUCUGAAGUUGAGAUUACUUUAUUACCAACUUCGUCUUCGAGGAGUAUUCAAUGUGCCAACAAUACAGGAUUAGUUUUAAGGGAAUUUUUUGAGCCAGGAUCUGCUUCGGGAUUAUUUAGUGAUGCACAAUCUCAAGCCUUCAAGCAGCGAUCAUCUCUCAAUGGGCUUACGAGACCUAUUCCUCCAAUUCAGGAUGAGGUGGAAGCUAAUGGGCACUUUGUCUACACUACAUCAACAGAAGUUGCCAAUCAACAUCUAGAUGUAAUCAGAGCUGAAGCAUCUCUCUUUCCUUAUUCAUGUGGAGAUUUUAGAUUAGAGUCUAUUGCCCAAGCUGCAUUAGAGGAUUCUGACUCAUCUCUGGCAGCAUCAGUUUGUGAUUCAGAUAAUUUUUUAGAAAUGAAGGAUGCUGAAAAAUGUCAAUCUGCUGGAGACAUCUACUUAGACGAUAAAAUACAGGACCCAACAUGUAUAUCACCAGAAAAUUUAGAGCACUUAGCUGAUUGCUUUGGUUCGGCUUCUGGCGAAAUGCCAAAUGUUGCAGAAUCUCGUUGCCAUGCUCAGACAAGUGACCACAAUGAUAAUGCACAUUCGGCAAUCUCUUCCUCAAAGAAUUUACAGGAAAUUUAUCAAGGAAAUGAGUUAUUGAGUGAUGGUGGCAUGAAUCGCGAAUGCUUCACUGAUUGCCCUGCCUCUGCUUCUGGUGACAUUUUGUUGGAUGUUUCGGACUCUGAAAGCCCAAUUCGGAUACUGGACCCAAAUGAUCAUGUGGAUGCACUUGAGCUAUCUUUGAAGAAUUCACCACAAUCUUCUCAUCACGAUAAUGAUAUUUUACUUGAUGAUGUUGGCAUUGGUGGUCAUCCAGUAUUGGAAUCCGACAUGAAGCGUGCUGCAAAGAGGAUGCGGCUUGAGCCAGUUUCUCUAGAGGAAGAAUUAACAACUAACUUAUCCAAGGAUCUACCUUUGUGA